AUGACCUUGCCAACCAAUACAAACGUCGCAGCGAAUGGCGGCAGUGGCAGCGACGAUGACUCGGACAUGUUCGGCCCGCCCCGCUGCUCCCCGCCGAUGGGCCAUCACCAUCAUCGAUCGCGCGUGCCGAUGAUUUCGCCGAAGCUACGGCAGCGCGAGGAGCGCAAGCGGAUCCUGCAGCUCUGCGCCCACAAAAUGGAGCGCAUCAAGGACUCGGAGACAAAUCUGCGGCGCAGCGUCUGCAUCAACAACACCUACUGUCGCCUCAACGACGAGCUGCGACGCGAGAAGCAGCUGCGUCACCUGCAGAAUCUGCCCAGCAACAUCAACAGCAACAUCAGCAACGCCAAAUCCCAAUACGGAGACUGCUCUUCCACGGGUCGCACCAUGUGCUCCAUUGAAAACCAGCCGAUGCGCCAGCAGCCGACCACUCCCGCAUCAGCCGCUGCGCAAUCCGCCACGGCGGUCGUCCGGAAGCGAAACCUGUCCAGCAGCAAUCUGGUGAACGACCUGGAGAUACUAGACCGCGAGCUGAGCGCAAUCAAUGCGCCCAUGCUGCUCAUCGACCCGGAGAUCACCCAGGGGGCGGAGCAACUGGAGAAGGCCUCCCUCUCUGCAUCCCGCAAGCGAAUGAGGAGCAACAGCAUCAGCGAGGACGAGAGCGACCGGUUGGUGCGUGAAGCCCUAUCCCAGUUCUACAUACCGCCGCAGCGCCUCAUCUCGGCUAUCGAGGAAUGCCCCCUGGACGUGGUCGGACUGGGCAUGGGGAUGGGCAACCAGAAGGACUUUGAAGUGAUAAUGGAUGCCCUGCGCCUGGGCACACCCACGUCUCCCAGCGUCGCCAAUGACUCGUGCGGCCAGGCAGCCAUGUUGAGCGAGUCAGCGAGUGUGUUUCACAAUCUUGUGGUCACCUCGCUGGAGACAUGA
Drosophila persimilis is the source of this 927-nucleotide messenger RNA. RefSeq lists its product as uncharacterized. The transcript is spliced from 3 exons. Lineage: Eukaryota; Metazoa; Arthropoda; Insecta; Diptera; Drosophilidae. Bases 1 to 927 code for a protein of 308 amino acids. The record is from RefSeq and is a predicted model, not a curated record.